Heterobilharzia americana is the source of this 1926-nucleotide messenger RNA. NCBI's taxonomy places the organism in Eukaryota, Metazoa, Platyhelminthes, Trematoda, Strigeidida, Schistosomatidae. The record is from the annotation of a GenBank genome assembly.
GUAUUAUUCAGGCGCGCUGUUUGGAGUGGGCGCUACGAAAUGGUUGUGUCAGCAUUAUAUAUUCUAGACAACAAAGGGAAAGUCCUCAUUCAUAGAAAUUAUCGUGGUGAUAUUGAGACAAGCGCCAUAGAAAAAUUCAUGCCUGUCGCGAUGGAAAGAGAAGAGGAAGGUAGCCUUAUCCCAGUUUUGCAAAUAGGUGAAAUAACCUUCACAUACGUCAAGUACAACUACCUGUAUUUGGUAUGCUUAACCCGUAAAAAUGCCAAUAUUGCAAUGGUUCUGGCAUUUUUAUAUAAACUUGUCAACAUAUUCCUUGAAUAUUUCGGAGAGUUUGAAGAAGAAAGUAUUCGCGAUAACUUCGUUAUUACGUAUGAGCUGCUAGAUGAAAUUAUGGAUUUUGGAUAUCCACAGACAACUGACACAAAGAUACUUCAGGAAUACAUCACUCAAGAAAGCCACAAACUGGAAGUGGCGCCGCGUCCACCAAUUGCUGUAACGAAUGCCGUUUCAUGGCGUUCGGAAAACGUGAAAUAUCGAAAAAAUGAAGUAUUCCUAGAUGUUGUUGAGUCAGUAAACCUGCUGGUGAGCUCCACUGGUAAUGUCUUACGUAGUGAGAUUGUUGGGAGCAUAAAACUUCGUGUUUAUCUCUCUGGAAUGCCCGAACUCCGUUUGGGAGUUAACGACAAAGUCAGAUUCGAAAAUAUUGGGCGUGAUAAAGGAAAAGCUGUGGAACUAGAAGAUGUGAAGUUUCACCAGUGUGUUAGGUUGUCAAGAUUUGAAAAUGAUAGAACAAUCUCAUUUAUUCCCCCUGAUGGCGAGUUUGAACUUAUGUCCUAUAGACUUAAUACGCAUGUUAAACCUCUAAUAUGGGUGGAGGCAAUUAUCGAAAAACAUGCUCAUAGUCGCAUGGAGUACAUGGUGAAAGCUAAAGCACAAUUCAAACGACGAAGUACAGCAAAUCAAGUUGAAAUCCACAUUCCAGUUCCAUCAGAUGUCGAUUCACCAAGAUUCAAGACAACUAUGGGAAGUGCAAAAUAUGUUCCAGAGACAAACGUUGUUGUAUGGACAAUACGUAGUUUUCCCGGUGGUAAAGAAUACAUCCUUAGAGCUAGCUUCGGGUUACCUUCGAUAGAAAGUAGUCAAGAUGUGGAGUCUAGACCACCAAUAACUGUAAAAUUCGAAAUACCAUAUUUUACUGUUUCAGGUUUACAGGUGCAUCAUUUAAAAAUUAUUGAGAAAUCUGGUUAUCAUGCGCUUCCAUGGGUUCGUUAUAUCACACAGAAUGGUGAUUAUCAACUACGUACUUUGUGAAAAGCUGAAAGACAAUAAUAUUGCUCUUUGUGUUUCUACCUGCAAUUAUGUUUUUAUUUCUUAACUGUUAGUUGUUGUGUAUGAAAAAUACGCUAGGGCUGUCGACGGGUGUAUUGUUUACCUACUAUUUGCAUAUUUAUGAAAGGUGUAUUCGCUUCUUGUGUAAUUCUACCGAUUUAAAGUUCAUCAAACAAAAUUAUUCUUGAAUGGGUUCUUGUUGACAUUUCCUUGUGUGUUUAUCCACCUCUUUUCUGCUGUAUUAUACAUGUGUUUACUCUAUGAACAAUAAGUGACAAAAAUUUAUAUGGCUGUGAAGUACUCAUAAUAUCAUUACUAUCAAUAUUAUGAUUAUCAUUAUAACCAGUUCAUCUGUGGUAGGCAUGAUUUUUUUUAACUAAAGAAGAUAAUUUGUCACAAUCAUAUCUAAUAUAUUCAAUGGCUGAUGAUAUAUAUUUUAUUCGUUUUUUCGGAGGGCGAAGGAGUUGGCAUGUCAUACAUCUUUUAUCUGACAUUAUUACUAUUAGAAAAAUAUUCUCGAAGGAUAAACAUUUUCAAUUUGUUUACCUAUGUUAUAUAUUAUCGUUAAUUGAAAAACAACCUACUGCCUUUUAGAUG